GUGCAGGCAAAACACCGACUUUAGGAGGAGGAUUCCACGCUAAUCUGGGAAAGGAGUCACGAGCACAGACUCUACAGAACGGGAAACGUCAGAUUCACCACUUGGGAAACCAGCUUCAACUCAAUCAACAUUGUCUGGAUACCGCCUUUAAUUUUUUCAAGAUGGCUGUGAGCAAGCACCUAACACGAGGGAGAAAGAUGACCCACGUAAUUGCUGCAUGUCUCUACCUGGUGUGUAGGACAGAAGGAACUCCUCACAUGUUACUUGACCUCAGUGACCUUCUUCAGGUGAAUGUCUAUGUGCUGGGAAAAACUUUCCUUCUGUUGGCCAGAGAACUCUGCAUAAAUGCUCCAGCCAUAGAUCCGUGUUUAUAUAUUCCUCGUUUUGCACACAUGCUUGAGUUUGGGGAUAAGAACCAUGAGGUGUCCAUGACGGCUCUCAGGCUGUUGCAGAGAAUGAAGCGGGACUGGAUGCACACUGGCCGCCGGCCCUCUGGGCUCUGCGGAGCAGCUCUGCUAGUGGCAGCAAGAAUGCAUGAUUUCCGACGUACUGUUAAAGAGGUCAUCAGGGUGGUCAAGGUUUGUGAGUCUACAUUAAGGAAAAGGUUGACAGAGUUUGAAGAUACACCAACAAGUCAGCUAACCAUAGAUGAGUUUAUGAAGAUUGACUUGGAAGAAGAAUGUGAUCCUCCUUCGUUUACAGCUGGUCAAAAAAAAUUGAAGAUACAGCAGCUUGAGAAGGCAUUAUCAAAAAAGCUGGAGGAUUUUGAAGGUGAAAUAUCGAGCUAUCAAGAUGAAAUAGAGAUUGAAUUAGAAAACAGUAGACCAAAAGCAAAAGGCGUAUUUGCAAAUUUCACUAAAGACGAUUCUAUAGAAGAUAAUACCUCUAGUGUACUUGGAGAGGAGGAGGCAGAAGAUGAGGAACUGGAAGCAGCUGCUAAUCACUUAAACAAGGACUUUUAUAAUGAACUUCAUGAGAAGGAUAGAGUAAAAAAAAAUGAAGAUGGGCAAUGCAAAAAUGGAAAUGAAGCUCUUGUAAGACCACCUGCACUGGAAUCCUUGCUUGGUCCGCUCCCCACUGCAGCUAGUCUUGGCAUAACAGAGUCCAUAAAAGAGUGCAUAUCCACUAAGGACCAAGAGCCUGGUGAGAACACGGGAGACGGUGAAUUAGACCUGAGUGGGAUCGACGACAGUGAAAUAGAUCGGUAUAUACUUAACGAAACAGAAGCUCAGAUAAAAGCAGAGCUGUGGAUGAAAGAGAAUGCAGAUUAUUUGAAGGAACAAAAAGAAAAGGAAGCAAGAAUAGCGAAAGAGAAAGAACUUGGGAUUUAUAAGGAACACAAGCCAAAGAAAUCUGCAAAGAAGCGGGAGCCAAUUCAAGCCAGCACAGCAGGAGAGGCAAUUGAAAAGAUGUUAGAACAGAAGAAAAUCUCAAGUAAAAUUAAUUAUAAUGUGCUAAGGGACCUGAACAGCAAAGGAAGUAACACACCAAAGAAAGAGGAUGACAGCACUGAUGACAGCACCAACACCAAGAAGCUGUCAAGAAGAAAAUCUAUUGCCAGUAGGAAUAUAGCCAACCCUGUAAACAGUGUGGGAAAAAGAUUAAGACCCUUGAUUUCAACGCAGCUUGCUAAAAAGGCUGCCACUGAAGAGGUGACCUUUCCAGAUGCACAAGCAGAAGCCCCUGACUUAGAAAAACCAGCAGCUGUGCUAGUGGAGAGUGGCCCAGUAGCUUACAACCCUGAAGAAGAGGUGGAAGAGGAAGAAAUAGAAGAAGAUGAUGAUCACUGCAUGAGCGCCUUGCAGUUAAUGGGAGGAAACGAUUAUGGCUGUGAUAUGGAUGAUGAUGAUGGCUAUUAG
This is a messenger RNA of Gavia stellata (red-throated loon), 1859 nucleotides long. RefSeq names its product BRF1 RNA polymerase III transcription initiation factor subunit (gene BRF1). The coding region runs from base 162 to 1859 and encodes 565 amino acids. Lineage: Eukaryota; Metazoa; Chordata; Aves; Gaviiformes; Gaviidae. Gene Ontology annotation, molecular function: RNA polymerase III type 3 promoter sequence-specific DNA binding; RNA polymerase III general transcription initiation factor activity; TBP-class protein binding. Gene Ontology annotation, cellular component: nucleus; transcription factor TFIIIB complex; transcription preinitiation complex. The transcript has 17 exons. Gene Ontology annotation, biological process: DNA-templated transcription initiation; transcription by RNA polymerase III; transcription preinitiation complex assembly. The record is from RefSeq and is a predicted model, not a curated record.